Etheostoma spectabile (orangethroat darter) is the source of this 5911-nucleotide messenger RNA. RefSeq names its product mitogen-activated protein kinase 8 interacting protein 1a (gene mapk8ip1a). The coding region runs from base 283 to 2547 and encodes 754 amino acids. Gene Ontology annotation, biological process: JNK cascade; regulation of JNK cascade. The transcript is spliced from 12 exons. Gene Ontology annotation, cellular component: cytoplasm. NCBI's taxonomy places the organism in Eukaryota, Metazoa, Chordata, Actinopteri, Perciformes, Percidae. The record is from RefSeq and is a predicted model, not a curated record. Gene Ontology annotation, molecular function: JUN kinase binding; MAP kinase scaffold activity.
GAAGAUGAUGGUGAUGAUGAUUAUGUGACACUGUGGCCAGCCAAUAAGCAUGCAAGGAGGGAGUGGAAGGGGUGUGUUCAGAGGCUGAUCUUGGAUCUGAUCGAUGCUGAGGAGAUCGAGGAGGAAGACGGGGAAGAGAGGGAGGUAGAGGAGGGUGGGGGAGGCCUUGUCCAAGCUGAGAAGCGGCAACACUGGCAUAAUAAAAGAGGAGAAGAGGAGGAGGAAGAGGAGGAGGCACGGAGGAAGCUGUUGCCUGUCAAAGGGGAAUCAACCUGUGCUGUCAUGGACAAAUAUCGACCAAAGAGACCAACCACCCUGGCUCUGUUCCCACAGCUGCCACAAGCUGGCACCCAGGACUCCAUCAACAACAACUCUUUAGGCAAGAAGGACAGCUGGAAGGACUCCCGCUCCUCCUCCCCACAUAUUACAGGGGAUAUAGCACCAGCAGAUAUCCAACCAAAAGCAGAGGACAAAGUUCGGCACAACACGCGCCGCCCGGCACCAAAACCCCCCACAGCCAAUGGAGCAAACAGCAGAGUCAACACUCAGGCUGCUGCCACCACGGCAGAUACACGCGCUCGAGUGCGGGAAAGACAAGUGUCAGGGGCCACGCACACGCAGUCCUCAAGCACACCAAGGACGCCAAGGAGUCACAGGAGAGGAGGAGGAAGAGGAGCGCCGGCGAUGAGAGAGAGGAGCCUGGGGGACAUCAGAGGAAAGGAUGGAGUGACGGCAGGGAAGGAAGAGAGAAGAGGAGGAAGACUGUGUGAGGAGUCCAAGGGCAAGGAGAAGGAGAAAAAUACACAUCAAAGGCCAAGAGUAACAAAUGGACUGAAAAGCCGGGGGGCCGAUGGGAAAGGGAAAGUAGGUGCCAAAGGGGUUAAUAGAGGAGGGACAUUCAAGCCAAAUAACAUACUGUCUAACCAGGAAGUUUAUCUGCCAGCCAUGGUGGUCCCACGCACGCCUGUAGCACCAAGAAACCAGGACAAGACCCAAGAACAAGGCCAAAACCAUGACAGGACCCAAGACAACCCCCCUAUCCUCUCGCGGUCCAGCAGCGAGGGGGGGUCAAACAGAAUGUCACUGAGCUCAGACACAGAGGGCCCCCCACCAGGGCCCCUGCAUCCCUCUCUAUCCCACCGAACCAACCCUGACAUCAGAGAAGAAGAGGGGGAGGGAACUCCGACUCCCUCUGUGAACGUCCAGAACGGUCCAACCCUCUGCCUUGCAGGUAAUGAAAAAACAGAGAUGGACUCUACUAAGUCAAAGGUCCAUGCAGGGGGAGAAAAAGGUGACAAUAACACUGAGGUGUAUAGCACCAACUAUGUCACUCAGAGAGAUUGUGUGGCUGCUCAGACUGUACCAAAGAGUGAAGCUACAGCAGGGUUAAAUUAUGACUCUGUUAAGUACACUCUGGUGGUUGAUGAACACGCUCAAUUGGAGUUGGUCAGCCUCAAGGACUGCUUGCACGGUUACAACGAGCACAAUGAUGACAGCGAUGCAGAGACGGUCUAUCAGUCAGCCAAUGAGGAGGAAGACCCAGAGUAUGAGGAGGAGAGAAAGAGGAGAGAGGAAACAAAGAAGCAAGAGAGGCGGAAAGAGGAGGAAAAGAGAAGAAAGGAGGAGGAUGAGAAGAAGAAGAGGAGGGAAGAGGAUGUGAAGAGGAGGAGAGAGGAGGAGGUGAAGAGGAGGAGGGAAGUUGUGGCAAGGGUCUGCAAGCAGUCCAAGGUAACAUCAACCACAACUUCAGAGGAAGAGGAGUCUAACGGAGGAAGGGCCAGAGCUUCCAGAAGUAAGAAGUUCCUCAACCUGUUUUCCAACAACAGCAGUCAUUACAGCGCCACUGGUGCUGGGUCAUUUGGUGUGUUCUCCUGUGUUUUGGACGGAGUGGAGAGACAACAAAGCCACAGAGCUACCUACAGGUUUGUCCCUCGUCAUGCAGAUGAGCUUUACCUAGAGACAGAUGACCCAGUGUUAAUGCUGAACCAGUCUGAGGACCUGUGGUGUCAGGGUUACAACAUGAGGACUGGAGCGACCGGCAUCUUCCCUGCCUUCUAUGCUGUCAAGCUGGCCAAAGAAUAUGACCAAGUCCAGAAAGAUGGCUGGGUAGAGCAGUUCCAGGGGCGGUUCCUGGGUUCAGUACAGGUCCCGAUCCACAAGGGCAACGACAUGCUUUGUGCUGCGAUGCAGAAGGUGGCGUGUAACAGGCGGUUAGCAGGGCAGCCUCCUUCAACCUGUGUGCUGGAGGUCAGUGUGAAAGGUGUGAAGAUCAGUGUCCAAGACCAGUGUCACUCUGCUCAUAGGGGGGACCAGUGUUUCCACUUCUUCCAGUUGAAGAACAUCUCAUUCUGUGGCUGUCAUCCAAAACACAGCAAGUAUUUUGGUAUCAUCACCAAACACCCUGACCAAGAGCGCUUUGCCUGUCAUGUGAUGAUGUCAGAGACAACACUACAUCCUCUGGCUGAGUCUGUAGGGAGGGCAUUCCAGCAGUAUUAUAAGGAAAACGUUGGCUACUCCUGUCCCACUGAAGACAUCUUCAUUGAAUAACACCCCUCCCGCAUCCACAAUAUGUACUGAAUACUCACUAUGUGCAUGUAAGCCUGGUCUUACACAGCGAACUGGACCACUGAUUUAUCCUUAUCAGAGUACUUGCAUGGUGGAUUUCCUUUCUAACCUGCAUCCAGUGAUACAGCGAGCUUUCCCUUUCCUUUGGCCAUGUGCCAAUAUUAAUACCUCUAUGGAUGGAUAGGAUCACAUGAAAUAUUCUAUACACUGGGAACAAAUGUAACAUAAACUUACCCAAAUUCAAAUACACAUAUCCGAUAUUGAUAUAUUUUAUGGGUUAAAAUUACUUGUAUGUAACUACACGUAGAUAUUGACUGUAAAACCAUAUAAACAGCCUUUAUGACUAUGAAGUUAAUUUAAGGACAGAAUGUUUAUAUCAUCCUUUUUUUUUAAACUUGCAGCCAGUGCUGAAAUAAAUAAUAAUUUACCAGUGACAGUUUUGGUAACUGAUCAACCAGUUGAGUCAUGUAUCAAAAAACAAGAGUUAUCAGCCACAUUAGCAGCUCUGUGAGUCUGUAAAUGCCAAUUUCAUCAUGCCAAGAUGUGCACAAUGGCAGUGUUUACCAUGUGAGCAACUACCACUUGUUAAUUAGCAAUUGAAAGACAAAGUACAGCUGAGGCUAAUGGAAAUCUCGUUAGUUUGCAGGUAUCUGACCAUAAACCAAGAUCCGGAUCGCCAAAGCUGUCACACUUUAUCCUGCAGGGAACAUGAAUGUCUGUAAAAGAGUUCAUGUCAGGCUAUCUAAUUUUUGUCAAGAUAUUUUAGAAAAAAUGUUGGACACUGACAUCUGGAAAGCCACUCUAUACAGAUAACAAUCAAAAAGCUGAACAUUAAUGGUUAUUACUGUUUUUUUCUUUCAUAUAAUUCCGUGUUCACACAAGUUAAACAAUUUAAAGACAUCACAUUAGGAUGUGGGAACUUGAUGAUAAGCCUUUGCCAUUAUUUGUGACAUUUAAUACACUAACUGAUUGGUCAGUAAAGUAAAAAAACAAAAUAAAUUCAAUUCAAAAAGGUUUCUGGCAAUAAUACUUAAAUCUUUAAUUUAUUGUCAUAUUUGAUGUCACGGCAUGAUGAAUGCACUUAAAUGAAAAUAAUCCAUAUCUGCUUGAGUUCUAGUUUGUAUACUGUUAAGUUAAACGUUAAGCAUACUAAAUACAUUCAAAAAAAGUUCUCAAUCUUUGAUUUCAGCUUGUAAAAACUAUAACCAGUAUGUUGAAUAAAAGGAAAAUGUAUCUAGAAGUCUUGCAUAGGAGGUAAAGUGGCAAAACCUAGCAAGUUGUGAGAUUUGUAUUUUAUAUAUCUAUUUUACCUAUCUAAAUGAUUAAGUGGGAGUGCAAUGGAGAAGAGCAUCACCAUUACUUAACAGUAAUCUUUUUUAACAAAAUGAAAUUCUAAAGUUCAAUAUACAUAGGUCAGCCAUGUUAGUGAUCAUGAGCAGUGUGCUUACUUGGAUAAGCAAGUAGCCACUGGCUGUUGAAGUCAACAAACUAGAAUUCCAGUUACAGAUAUUUCCAUGAGUAUUGCAGCUUGAGCUUGAACUUCAGUGUCAAAUAAUGUCAAACCAGUUUCAGGUGAGACACAAAUUUCAAUUUUACAUUUAAGAGAUGGCCUGUAAUCAAGGAAUCGAACCAAACCAACCUGGUCAACCCAACCAUACUUACCACAAACACCCUUAAGAUAUGAAAAUCUAAGAACAAAGCAAAACUGCAUGUUUAUAAUAAGAGGGUUAAUGUUCUGUCUUUAAAUUAACUUCAUCCUUGACUCUACAGUAAAUAAGGGCUUCUCAAGUCUCCCCCAACAGUUUAAAAGACUUUUUAUUAUUCGCACAGAAAAGGACAGACUGAUGUUUCCGAAAUAUAAAAAAGAUAUAUAAAAGAAAGUAUUAUUCUGUAUUAUAUAAACCCCAGACUUGACAAUCUACUAUUGAAGACCUUUGGAGGUGCUGUUGAGGUGCCUAAUUUCUCCAUUUGCUGCUUGAUGUUUCUUUUCUUCCAAAUGUGGUUCCAACUACAAACCCUUUGUGCCGGGCUUCUCUGGUUGAAAGAUUCCAUAUUUUUCCUUUAACUCUGUGUAAUAACAAGGCCCAAAUGAGGCUGUGCAAUUUAGUAUGUGUGCAAAAGAACAGACUGGUGAGAUGUUGGAUCACUGUACAGUCAUGUCCAUGUCUGUCCACAUUAUUCGCCUCAGACUUCAUUUGCAUUGGCUGCUCAAAACUAGGACCAAAGUUGGGGUCAAGUCAAUAUGGAAAUACUUACUUCUAGUAAGGCAGAGGAUUUGUUUCCAGUUUUUUUCGUCUUGUAUUUUUAAAAGGAAAUACUGAACAUGGCUUCUAAAGACUUACCUUCACAAACUGACUCACAAUCUGACUUGCUUAUAUUAACAAAGAGAACUCAUUUCUUGUUUUUGUCAAUCCACAAUGUCUGCCGGAUAUGUAAAGAGACAAAUAUUUGCUAAUAAGUUUUAAGAUCCAGGAUAUGAAAAUGUGGACUGGGAUUUCCACUCUUUUGGAAUAUCUUUGCACAAGCAGUUGAACUUUAUAUUAUAAUAGUAUAAACCAAUUUGAGCAGGUAAAGUCAAUGGAAAUGAAGCCUGAAAUAUUUUGUGUUCAAAAAACAGUGCCUAUUUUUUCUGAUGUAGUGAUUAUGACUGUCCUCUGUAUUAACUGUUGACUUCAGAUGUCUCCAAUCACAGAAUCUAAAUAUAUACAACAGCCAUUCUCAUUUUUAUGAGUAGUCUUGUAGCUGGAUUUGACUUGGUACACCUAGAUGGCUGUCAUGGAAUAUUAAAAAAUGUAACUGGGACCCCAAAGACCUGAAAUUAGGCCAACCAAGGUUUACCUGGUACAUGUAGUUGGUGCUUUCCGUCAGUCAGUCAGUCAUUGUGCUUUAAUGCAGUUUGAAUGAUUACAUAUUUAGUUUAUGAUUGUUUAAUGUUUUGGUGAGAUUUUGCACAUCUGUGUGUGAAUAGAAAUCAUUAAUAUGAUAAUAGUUAACAUUGGUACUAGCAGUAUUAAAGUUAUAGUGCAUAGUUUCUGUCGCCCCCAUGUGGAAUUCUUAAUAAUGACAACAGCACUGUUGCAUCCACAUGAUACAAGCCUUCCGUGGUUGCUCACGCCCCCCCCAUGUAACGGGCAUUGAUAUAAAAAAAGUUACGCACUAAAGCUUAGUUUUAUAGUUUUAGCUGAGGUUUUUGUGAAGGAGUUAUUGUCCCAUGAUCUUGCUGCUUUUGUAGCCUAGGGAGGAUGGAAAUGCAGGGCGAAAUGCUAAACACUUGAAUAUUUUGGCAUGAAAAUGGUUAAAGAUACUUAAACAUCUAUAUAAGGCAUGCAGCCUCUUUCUGAAAAUA